Messenger RNA from Auanema sp. JU1783, 1083 nucleotides. The record is from the annotation of a GenBank genome assembly. NCBI's taxonomy places the organism in Eukaryota, Metazoa, Nematoda, Chromadorea, Rhabditida, Rhabditidae.
AUGCUAAGGGUUUUCGGUAUUUUUGUCAUAGUCACAACAGCUUCCGCUCUCUUCUUCGGAACCGGAGGAGGAGGAGGUGGUUGCUGUUGUGGCUGUGGAACUCCACAACCUCAAUCAUGUGGAUGUCAACAAGCACCAGCGUGUCCGGCUCCCGCACCUUGUCCGGUUUGCGCCCCACCGCCAGCAUGUCCACCCCCACCAACAGCAAUAUGUCCUCAAGUUAGCCCCGUAUACGUUCCAGCUUGCCAGGGCGGUGGAUAUGGUGGUAACGGAGGAGGUUACGCUACUGGCGGCGGUGGAGGCGGAUACGCAGCUCCGAUUGGAGGCGGAGGUGGAUACGCUGCACCAAUUGGAGGCACUGGUGGAGGAGGAUAUGCAGCCCCUGUCGGAGGUACUGGAGGAGGUGGAUAUGCCGGACCAGUUGGAGGCACUGGUGGAGGAGGAUAUGCAGGUCCAGUCGGCGGUACUGGUGGUGGAGGAUAUGCAGGACCAGUUGGAGCUACUGGUGGUGGCGGAUAUGGUACUGGAAACUCUUAUGAUGCUCCCAACAAUGGACCAGAAGGCCCAAGCGGUAACUUUGUUCCACCAUUGAACCAGGCUUUCCGUUCUCAGGAAUCCAGUUGCGAUGGAUCACAAGUUAAAUAUAUUGUUUUACGUGCCAAGAAGAGAGGAAAUACCGAAGAGUUAGAAGAGGAAGAGAUGGAAGAAGUGGAAAGACCAGUGCCACUAGAGGCAACAGCAGCUCCACUCGAAGCUAAAGAUCUUACUGACGAGCUUUCUCAAGCUGAUUUAUUGAACGGCCCAGAAUCAGAUGAUCAAGCUCGUGCACGAGGAACUCCCACAUUUACCGAUGCUAAAUGUAACAGUAAGCCUUUGAGAGAUUUGAUACUCGAGAACAUUGUAAGAGAAGAUGCUUUGGCUACCAAGCGACAAAUUCAUGACGCUUCCUUGAAGAAGUUCCCAGACCACACAGUCGAUAUCAUUUGCUCCGGAACUGGUUUCACUUAUUUGGUGUCCACAACAGAACAUUGUGAAGCUCAAAAAGACAAUGUUAUCUGCUUCGUUUACAAAAGACCUCUUUAA